CCCAAGAAGAUACUGGGCGUUCUAGGUUGGAACGUUGAAGCGCAAGCUGCGCGCUCCCAUUGGUCGCCCAUGCGGGGCGUUUGGGGUUUGGCUUCGGCCGACGUUACGUCGCUCCGGGGGACGUCGGAUGCCGGCUGGAGACCGCGGUCCUGUAAGCUGCUGCAGGAGCGGCCUCUCCGGCUCCCGUAUGGAGCGAACUCGGUUCCAAGGGUUAUUCUGCUGGAAGAAUAAUAAUUAUUUUUUUAAGGGCGGGGGAAAGACUCUUGAUUUAUUUUUAACCUUUGAGAGGGAGGAACGUCUCCAUCGGGCGAAGUUACAAUUUGCUUUUAUUCUGAGGAGACAACAAGAGGGAGCCAGAGAUUUGUAUUCACACCCAAACUGCUCAGCUAAAGUCCCUUUGUAGGGCGAGACAUGUAGAAGAGGAGCUGGCACCCAAAUCUUCUACUGAGAUAGAAAAGAGAGGAGCAAGUCUGAAGCCCAGCGAGGUGAUUUGAUGCUGGAUCUGCUGCCCUAUCACUCCAUUUGAUUCUGCCUGUGAAGGUACCUGGUAUGUGCUUGCACAAAAGGGGCUGUGGAGUAACAAAGGGAAUCUGUGUGAUUUGCCUGAAGAUGAGAUAAACCUGAGCAACAGCUGGUUUUUGUAAUUGCAGAGAUGGGGAAUCAGCCAUUGGUGUGCUUUCUUCUCAGUAGGCCUUGGUGCAACCUGAUACAUUAGGUACUGUUGUUGGAUUAGAUGGCCUCUCUCUAAUUGGAAGAUUCUGGUCUGGACAAGAGGAAGAUUGCUAAAGUAGUCAAACUAGUUGUAAAGGUUUGGGGAAAAAGAUAUAUGGAUUUAUGGAGUGAUUUUGAUCAGACAAGUGGCCUGCUGGAAAAUAGAACCCCUCUUCCCACUGCAAUUAUCAUCCCAACAACUUGUAAUAACAUCCCAGGAAGUGCCUAACCAUCAACUAACUGCAUCUCUUUGGUUUCAUAAUGAAUAGGACCAUCACUUUUAACACAAUAUCUCUGCCUCAAAGCAAUUGGAGUUUCCCCUUCCACACCAUCUUGCCCUGUAGAAACAGUACAGAUAUUACUGUGUUUCUAGUCACUUCAUAUACCUUGGAGACCAUUAUUGGUGUUCUAGGAAACAUGUGCUUCAUUGGGAUCCUGGCCAGACAUAAGGAGAAAGCCAUUGUCACUAAUGUAUUUAUCACCAAUCUGAUUGCCUCAGACUUUGUUAUGUGCAUAUUCUGCCUGCCAUUCACCGUUGUCACCGUCCUGUUGAACUACUGGAUAUUUGGUGAAGCUAUGUGUAGAAUGACCUCAUUCAUCCAGUGUACUUCUCUGACUGUGUCCAUCCUGUCACUUUUACUCAUUGCUUUAGAAAGACACCAGCUCAUUAUAAAUCCAAUGGGCUGGAGGCCCAGUCUCUCCCAAGCCUAUCUGGGCAUUGCAAUUGUUUGGAUCUUUGCUUCUUUUUUGUCCCUUCCUUUUGUCACUAACUCCACCUUGAUAAAUUUCUUCUUUGAACAGUUCUAUAUGACAGAUUCUUAUGCAAGCAAGGCUAUUUGUGUAUGCUCAUGGCCUACAGAAGAGUAUAGGCUCACUUAUGCCACUGUAUUGCUGCUGCUGCAGUACUGCAUCCCUCUUUUCUUUAUUGUGGUGUGUUAUCUGCAUAUCUACUUUCGCCUCCAGAAGAGGGAGGCUAUGUUUGAAAAGAAGCACAACUACAAUUGCCGGGCAAUUCACUUGAAGCAGAUAAAUAUCCUGCUGGCAUUAAUGGUUAUUGCCUUUGCGGUCUGCUGGUUGCCACUGCAUGUUUUCAACAGCAUUGAUGACUGGAACUACAAAAUAAUUCCUCAUUGCCUCCAUGAUUUGAUCUUCUCAUUGUGCCACCUGGUAGCCAUGGCAUCUGCCUGUAUAAAUCCUAUAAUCUAUGGCUUUCUAAACAAGAACUUCAAAAAAGAAGUGAAGGCCCUGAUUCUAAACUGCCAGCAUCAUUCUUCAGCCCAAGAACAUGAGAUGAUGCCUACAUCAACCAGGCAAACAGAAGUGUCAAAGGAUUCACUGUUAAGCUCUCAGCAGAAUCCCAUUAGGCCCCUAUGAUAAACCCUCAGAGACUCGAGGCUUAGACUGCAGCCUGAGAAUAUCUACCUGAGAAUC
Molecule: messenger RNA, 2142 nt
Organism: Rhineura floridana
Lineage: Eukaryota; Metazoa; Chordata; Lepidosauria; Squamata; Rhineuridae
Gene: NPY4R2
Product: neuropeptide Y receptor Y4-2
Exons: 6
Coding region: 973-2085 (370 amino acids)
Biological process (GO): G protein-coupled receptor signaling pathway
Cellular component (GO): plasma membrane; neuron projection
Molecular function (GO): neuropeptide binding; pancreatic polypeptide receptor activity
Source: RefSeq, a predicted model, not a curated record